AUGUUGUUGAAGUCAUGUUUGAUCGCGGCUCUAGCCGCCGUGUCUCUUGCAUCCCCCAUUCAUCAAGUCGUUCGAGCGGUUGAUGAACUCCCUCGACUCGUCGUCUACUUUCAAACCACACAUGACUCUAGUGGAAGGCCCAUCUCAAUGCUACCAUUGAUCAACGAAAAAGGCAUUGCGCUUACACACCUCAUUGUUUGCUCAUUACACGUAAACGAAAAUGGUCAGAUCCAUUUGAACGACUAUCCUCCUAGCAACCCCAUGUUCUACACGCUGUGGAAUGAAACUGCAGUUAUGAAGAAUGCUGGCGUCAAGAUUAUGGGAAUGGUUGGCGGCGCGGCCCCCGGUUCAUUCGGCUCAGGCACCUUGGACGGCGACAAGGCCACGUUCAACAAGUAUUACGGCCAGCUGCGUGAUGUAAUCAGAAAGUUCAAGCUGCAAGGCUUGGAUAUUGACGUUGAACAGCCCAUGAGCCAGGCUGGCAUUGAGCGCUUGGUUGACAAACUUCAGUCCGACUUUGGGCCCAACUUUAUUAUUACAUUGGCACCGGUGGCCUCUGCUCUUUCAGGCGGGGGAAACCUCAGUGGCUUCGACUACAAGCUUCUUGACUCACGCAAAGGUUCCAAUAUCAAUUUUUACAAUGGUCAGUUCUACAGCGGCUUUGGCACUAUGUCACGCACGACCGACUACAACGGGAUCGUAUCAAGCGGUUUCAGCGCCUCUCGGGUUGUUGCUGGACAGCUUACCUCCCCUGAAGGUGGUUAUGGAUACAUCCCGUAUGAACAGCUCAAUGCGACUGUCAUAUCGUUGAGGAGUACAUACGGUCAGAUUGGAGGCGUAAUGGGCUGGGAGUAUUUCAACAGUGCCCCUGGCGGUACUGACGAGCCUUGGAAAUGGGCGCAGAUCAUGACUCAAAUCCUGCGACCAAAUUCUGUUCCCAAGCUCACCAUCUCCACGGAAAUUGCACAGAAACUGGCGACGGCAUUUAAUGACAGUGUCAAAUCGAACAUUGCGUGGUCAACAAAGACUGACGGCGCACCAGGCGUUGACUACCAUGGAAUGGUUAAUGUAUAA
Messenger RNA from Metarhizium acridum CQMa 102, 1074 nucleotides. RefSeq lists its product as uncharacterized. Gene Ontology annotation, biological process: carbohydrate metabolic process. The record is from RefSeq and is a predicted model, not a curated record. NCBI's taxonomy places the organism in Eukaryota, Fungi, Ascomycota, Sordariomycetes, Hypocreales, Clavicipitaceae.